CGCUCCCCAGCGCCGGAGCCGGCCCCCGGGGCCGAGGCUGCCCGCAUCUUCUGGAUCGUGCAGGUAUCGGAUAUUCAUAUCAGUAGGUUUCGGGAUCCCAAGCGAGUUCUUGAUUUUGAGAAGUUCUGUUCUGAAACAAUUAAUAUAAUUCAACCAGCACUUGUUCUAGUAACAGGUGACUUGACAGAUGCCAAAACAAAGGACAAGUUGGGGUCUGAGCAGAUUGAAGUAGAGUGGCAAACUUACCAGUCAGUCUUGAAGAGGUCACGGGUCAUGGAAAAAACCAAGUGGAUUGAUAUUAAGGGGAACCAUGAUUCAUUCAACAUUCCACACCUAAAGAGUGCCCAAAAUUACUACAGGAAGUAUUCUGGUUGGCGUAAAGAUGGCUCUUUCCAUUAUAUCCACACUACACCUUUUGGGAACUAUUCAUUCAUCUGUUUGGAUGCCACCCUCAGCCCAGGCCCCAAGAGACCCUACAAUUUCUUUGGGAUUCUUAACACGAAUCAUAUGGAAGAGUUGUCAUCAAUGGCUGCAGAAAGUCAUAAUAGCAAUCAAACUAUCUGGUUUGGCCAUUACCCAACUUCAACAAUCAUCUCCCCAUCCCCAGGAAUAAGAACACUAAUGAGUUCUGCUACAGCCUAUUUAUGUGGGCACCUCCAUACAUUGGGUGGGCUGAUGCCAGUCCUACAUAGUCGGCAUUCUCAUGGUACUCUGGAACUGGAGCUGGGAGACUGGAUGAAUAAUAGGAGGUACCGGCUUCUUGCAUUUGAUCAUGACCUUCUUAGCUUUGUAGAUCUGCACUUUGAGGAAUGGCCUGCAGUUCUCAUCACCAAUCCCAAGUCAUUACUUUAUAGCAGCCCUGCUCAUGAACCAUUAACAAAAAUCCUUCACUCCACCCACAUCAGAAUUUUGGCCUUCUCUCCUGCUUUCAUCACUUCAGUCAAAGUCAGUAUAGAUGGAGUUCAUCUGGGGGAUGCCCAUCAUGUGUCUGGCCCUCUCUAUGUACUGAAGUGGAAUUCCCAGAACUACAGUGAAGGAUUCCAUCACAUAGAUGUGACAGUUCAGGAUGCUGCUGGAAAGAGUAGCACUCAAGGUCAUAUGUUUGCUAUGGGAGAAAAUCUCUCUCUCAAAUUUGGCUUCUUGUCCUCUUUCAUUCUCCUUAUGGACCAUUACAUCUUGGCUCGAUUACUUUUUGGAGUGACUGUUGCGGUUCAGAUCUUCUUGCUCCUUGUUUUCAGAUAUCUUCGAAAGCCAACACUGAAAGGACCUCCAGGAUUAGUAAUGUCGACCUCCUUUUCCCUCCACGUCUUGAGCAAAACAAACACCUUCUACUACUCUGUUCUGAUACUAAGCUUAUACACAGUUUUGGGACCCUGGUUUGUGGGUGAGGUGAUUGAUGGCCAGCUAGGUGCCUGCUUUUCCUUUGGGGUAUUUGUUGGUGGCCACUUCCUGCAAGGCGGCUUGACAUUUGUAGUUGGUAUUUUACAGAUGGUGUUUUUUAACCUGCCCUUGAUGGCUUACCUAUGCUGGUGCCUGUUGCUGCGUUGUCAGGGUCUCAGCUUUCGCUCCCAUAUCUACCACGUCAGAUGUUUUUGGGCUGUACCUGCCCACCUUGCCAUGGCACUCCUCCUGACCUGGCAGCUCUAUUCCUGCUACUUCCUGCAGCGGACCUAUGGGACUCUUGCUUUCUUCUUCUCCCCAAUGAAAACAUGGCUGGUGGUGCUGACCUUUGUUCUAAUAUGGAGAACCUGGACAUUGAGCACUUCUGAACUCAGAACUUAUAUAGCAGAAAUGAAAAACUGUCAGAGCUCUUGAUAUCUAAUCUAGGUAUUCAGAGGUCUUUUGAUUUACACUGAAAAGCUGUGAACUGUGGGUAUAUGUGGAUGGGUUUCUGUACAGCCUGAGCCAGUGGAUGUUUGGAUGUGAAGCAGUUCCUGGCUUGCUCCAGAACAGUGUGAUGAUAGGGUUUCCUGUGGUAUAUUGCUGACAAGUAGAAGUGCUUGCUGAUUUACCUCUGUGAAUGGAAGAAAAUCUUUGUAAUGUAUUAUUCUUGAUUUUUAAAACACUGGCAGAAUUGCAGGGUGGAUCUUUAUAGCAGGCCCUCAGAGCUGUGCUUCUGGUUUUUAUUUAAACAUUUACACAUGAUUCUACAAAACUAGUCUGUGAUGAAUGUCAACACAGAGAGUAAUAAUGGUCACAACUGUGGCCUUCACAGUAAGUAUUCUGUGGUAGGUACUAAUACACUUCUUGAGGGUUUGAAUGGCUGAUAUACAGCAUUGUAAAUCACUUUAUAAAGUGCAUGUAUGUGUGCGCAAGCACCCUGAUUUAUUUUUUUAUUUCUUGGAGAAUAGUGAAGAGGCAGUGUUGUCUGUGGAUGUAGAGGGGUCACUUGUAUUCUGUCAACAGCAACUGUGCCCUGACUAGGAAAGGAGCUUUGCUGUUCAAGGGCUUCUCCGUGGCAGCCGAAGUGGGGAGUCAAAAAGAGAGCAAAGAGGAGGUGUGGACUAUCUGCAGAUAUGAAGUAUCUAGGCAGACUAGUAUUGUCUAAUAGCUAGGGCAGAUUUCAGAAUUAAACUCUUCUGAUCAUUGUCCAGCUGCAUUUCUACUGAAUAGAGGACAUGGUAUUAUAUGUAAAGUAUUAUAUCAUUUUUCAGGUUCAAUAUAAGAUUCCACAAUUUCCUGAAGUUAAAAAACCUAUUUUUAGCUUGCACAAAAUAAUUUUUUUGGCAUGCAAUAUUGGUAACAUACAGUUCUUUUUACUUCAAAAUAGUAUUGUUUUGGAGUAGGCGUGAGAAUACAGCAGUCUUUUGAAGUCAAGAGCAUCCUUUCCAAGCUGUUCAUUAGGAGAACACAGAACAGAAAUACAUGAAUUGAUCAAAGCAAGGGAUGGAUCAUGGAAAUGUGUUGUUAAGAUUCUUUAUGCAAUGCCAGCCGUUGAUUUGUCAGAUGGAGUGAUAAAUGCAUUUUACGAUGUUUCAGUUACAAUAUACCAGAUUUGUUGGGUUUUUUUUAACUAUCUUUGCAUGGAGGAAACCUUUUAUAAUUCUUAAAUUCCAUUUGGACCUUUGGACAUUAUUAAAGUGAAUAAUCAUUAAAUUAAUUUUAGCUAAUGUUGUUACAUAACAAAAAAUAUAUUUUCUGAGAGAUCACCCUUUAAAUCCUAUGUCCUGAUGUUGUUUUUAAAUUCCUUUAAAAAAUGUUUUUAUGCUCCUUGGUUUGUUUAUGAAGGGACUUUUCUGUCAGUCAGUGGACUGGACAUGAGAGGCUAUUCAAUGCACAAAGUAAACUGUGUAAGAUAGAGAAUUUAUCCUUACUAAUCAUCCUCAGUAAUUUGAUAUGUUAUGACAUUUUCAGAGGCAAAUACAACUUUCAGGUUGACUGUUUCUCUUAAUGGUUAAGGCCAGCUAAGGCUGCAGUGCUGCUUCCAUUUUAGUCUGUGUUCACUUACAAAUUUCCAGAGUCAUCAGUUUCAAACUAAAGCGUACCUUGGUUCA
Gavialis gangeticus (Gharial) is the source of this 3494-nucleotide messenger RNA. RefSeq names its product transmembrane protein 62 (gene TMEM62). NCBI's taxonomy places the organism in Eukaryota, Metazoa, Chordata, Crocodylia, Gavialidae. The transcript has 14 exons. The record is from RefSeq and is a predicted model, not a curated record. Bases 274 to 1815 code for a protein of 513 amino acids.